GAGAGAGAGAGAGAGAGAGAGAGAGAGAGAGAGAGAGAAGGUCGCCAUGAACGAUUGCAAAUUGGAAGAGCAGUCUCGACUAUACGAAGCAUACAAUGAGCUGCACGGGCUGGCACAAGAGUUCGAGACGCCAUUCGACGCGCCGGCGGUACUGGUGGUGGGCCACCAGACCGACGGCAAGAGCGCACUCAUCGAAGCUCUCAUGGGCUUCCAGUUCAACCACGUGGGAGGCGGAACCAAGACUCGCAGGCCAAUCACUCUCCACAUGAAAUACAACCCCAAUUGCGAUUCACCUCUGUGUUUUCUAGUCUCUGACUCGGACCCAUCUCUUGCCCAAGAAAAAUCCCUCCAAGAAAUCCAGGCAUACAUUGAAGCUGAAAACAUGAGGUUGGAGCAGCAACCUUGUCAGUUUGCUGCAAAGGAAAUAAUCAUGCGAGUAGAAUAUAAAUAUUGUCCAAACCUCACCAUUAUAGACACUCCGGGACUUAUUGCUCCUGCUCCGGGUCAAAAAAAUCGAGCUUUCCAGGCUCAAGCUCGUGCAGUAGAAUCUCUAGUGCGAGCUAAGAUGCAGCAUAAAGAGUUCAUUAUCCUAUGUCUUGAAGAUUGCAAUGAUUGGAGCAAUGCAAGUACACGGAGGGUGGUAAUGCAGAUCGAUCCUGAGCUUUCAAGGACUGUUGUUGUCUCAACAAAGUUUGAUACCAAAAUACCUCAGUUUGCACGGGCUUCAGACGUGGAAGUUUUUCUUUCACCACCUGCAUAUACUCUUGAUGGUUUCAUGCUAGGAGAUUCUCCCUUUUUCACAUCUGUGCCCUCCGGAAGAGUUGGUUCUGGGCACGAAUCAGUUUACCGAUCAAAUGAUGAGUUCAAACAUGCCAUUUCUUUGAGGGAGAUGGAAGAUGUUGCAUCUUUGGAGGAGAAGCUGGGCCGGUUGCUGUCAAAGCAAGAACAAAGCAGAAUAGGUGUGAGUAGCCUUAGAUUGUUCUUGGAAGAUUUGCUGCAGAAAAGGUAUAUGGAUAGUGUUCCAUUGAUUAUUCCCCUUCUUGAAAAAGAACACCGGAGCACAACCAGGAAGCUAAGUGAAAUAAAUCAAGAACUCAGCACAUUGGAUGAAGUAAAACUGAAGGAAAAAGGAAGAGCUUUUCAUGAUCUGUUUCUGACCAAGUUGUCACUGCUAUUGAAAGGGACAGUUGUUGCACCUCCAGAUAAAUUUGGGGAAACACUACAAGAUGAGAGGGUUAAUGGAGGGGCAUUCAUUGGUACUGAUGGUCUUCAGUUCCCACACAAGCUAAUACCUAAUGCAGGAAUGCGCCUAUAUGGAGGUGCUCAAUAUCAUCGUGCAAUGGCUGAAUUCCGUUUUGUUGCCGGAGGAAUCAAAUGCCCUCCAAUUACACGAGAGGAAAUUGUUAAUGCAUGUGGAGUGGAAGAUAUUCAUGAUGGAACCAACUAUUCUAGGACGGCUUGUGUCAUUGCUGUUGCAAAGGCCCGUGACACAUUUGAACCUUUUCUUGAUCAGCUGGGCUGUAGGCUCUUGCACAUUCUAAAGAGAUUGCUUCCCAUCUCUGUCUAUCUUCUUCAGAAAGAUGGUGAAUAUCUAAGUGGACAUGCAGUGUUUCUAAGGCGUAUUACCUCUUCCUUCAACAAUUUUGCGGAAUCCUCCGAAAGAUCAUGCCGUGAAAAAUGUAUGGAGGAUUUAGUGAGCACCACGCGUUAUGUCACGUGGUCCCUCCACAAUAAGAAUCGUGCUGGACUACGUCAAUUCUUAGACUCAUUUGGCGGAACAGAACAGUCUAGUAUGGGUAAUAAUUCAGUAUCUCUCAGUGUUUCUCAAGAGUCAUCGCCUGCAGUGGCCAAUGAUAAACAGGACAUUAAGCCAAGGGCAGAUGUAAAACUCAGUCAUUUGGCCUCAGGGAUCGAAUCAAGCACGGCUAUUCAGACGACAGAUACAAGGCUGGCUGAUCUUUUAGAUAGUACACUUUGGAACAGGCGGCUUGCUCCAUCUUCUGAAAGAAUAGUUUAUGCUUUGGUACAACAAAUAUUCCAUGGGAUAAGAGAAUAUUUCUUGGCGUCUGUAGAAUUAAAGUUCAACUGCUUUCUCCUGAUGCCAGUUGUAGACAAGUUGCCUGCACUCCUUCGAGAGGACUUAGAAUCUGCAUUUGAAGAUGAUUUGGAUGAUGUUUUUGAUAUAAGUAAUUUGAGGCAUUCUUUGGGACAGCAGAAGCGAGAGACAGAAAUUGAGCUGAAACGGAUAAAAAAGCUUAGAGAGAAAUUCAGACAGAUCCACGAGCAGCUUAAUUUGCAUGAGGUCAUGUCAAAGACAUAGCUAGUAUCUAAUGCUCGUUUGCAACAUGGACUUUUCUUGGUAUGGAUAAUGUUAAGCUGUGAAAUGCUUUUAUUUUUUGGGUUUCUGGUAAGCUUUUCAUUUCAUUACAUAAAAAAAAAAUGAUUGGAUGGUUCGUAUCUGACACCCUGUACCUCAAUUGAUGAACUAUUUAUUUUCCUUCGUUUGGUCGUGAUGUUAUUGACUUUCCGAAGUAGGAAUGUGCUGCUUGAACUAGGACGUUCCAUUUGAUUCUUAGGUUGCAACCACUUAUUUGCUAGAAAGAAUACAGCUUUCUUUCUUUAGAUAUUCUACAUGUGGGUUUGGAUUUUUAAGGUGGUUCAUGGUUUUC
Messenger RNA from Ilex paraguariensis (yerba mate), 2669 nucleotides. Lineage: Eukaryota; Viridiplantae; Streptophyta; Magnoliopsida; Aquifoliales; Aquifoliaceae. The record is from the annotation of a GenBank genome assembly.